Molecule: messenger RNA, 3864 nt
Organism: Vespa crabro (European hornet)
Lineage: Eukaryota; Metazoa; Arthropoda; Insecta; Hymenoptera; Vespidae
Exons: 8
Source: RefSeq, a predicted model, not a curated record
AUACAACCUAAGAGGAUUUACUUAAUAAUUAUCCAUGGAGGAAUUAUAUUUGUGGUUACUGCCCCGCAACAAGGAGCCUACUUGAAUCGUUAUCAUUGCUCGAGAGGAGAGAUUGUACACAAGCAACCGAUCGUCGUGGAUUUGACUAACGAUGAAGCUAAAUUAACGCGGAAAAAAAGAGAAACAAGUGCAAGUAGUUCAGAAGAUUACGAUAUGAUAGCUGACAGUUCGAGCAGAUUUCAUCGCGAUAAUAAUAGCAACAAUGUUAUAGCUACGGCAUUACGUGAUCGCGGAUCAUGUGUGAUUCCCGUUCAACCGAAUCAUUGCCUUCCUAUACAUCCAGCACCACCAGUUCCAACUCGAGCUGUACCUAUACUAAAAUCUCGAAAAUCUCGUUCUCCGGUUUUGAAACUCGUUAGGGCUUCGAUUUUAGACGUGGUCAACGUGGAACGUGCCAAAUCAACGAUUUUGGAAGCUGACGGCUGUCCGGAAGAAAAGAAGAGCGCUACUUUUUUUCUCGAACGAAAUCGAGAACAAAAGACUUCUUCAGAAAAAACAAACUCAGUGUUACAAACGAAUCGUAACUCUUGUUCCAACAAAAUCGUAGAUCGUCUUAAACGGAAGAUCACUGAUGAGAAAUCUAAGGAACGUGGAAAAGAUCUUACGAAGGAUUUGAAGAAAAGAAGAAAAUCUUCUGACAUUAACUCAGACGGUGGAUUCAACGAAUUAUUUACAAAUUCUACAGCUAACAUUGAUAAAGAAGGAAAGACAGAGCUCUGUAAUGAUAAAAAGUGUACAAUGUCGAUCGUGGGAUCAACAACAGAGAUUAAUUUUGGAAAAGAGAAGAUCGUACCACCGCUUCGAUUAAAGAAAGUCGUUCAGGAAGGAAAAGAUGGCGAUCGUGGCAAUCCAGAAAUACCAUUGAAUGAAGAUAAGGAGACCAAUUAUAGAAUAGUUACGGGUGCUACGCCUCGUCCAGAGUCACAGUCUACUCCGACAAUUUGUGAAUAUUGGACCAGAGAAAAUUUCGAUAAUGAUGAUAACUUCGACGUCGCAUUGACAAGUUCGAUCACUCAUGAUGUCGUCCAUCGAUCUUCUGUCAAGAAUGACAAUUACAAAUUGAAAUAUAGACGCAAUAGAUUGAAACGAAAGCUCAAGGAAUUACAGGACAAAGCCUUAAAUCUAUCUCAGGAAAUAGCGAACGCGCCCAACAUUAUGAAUUCUAGUCCACAACGAAAUACAAGACUUAGACAAAUGAUGAACUGCUACGAGAAGCAAAUAGAAAAUGUUUCAAAGUUACUUAAUAAAUUAUACAACGAGAAUACGCUAGCAAAUAAGUUUGUUGAUAUUGAUGAAAAUAAGAGAGAGCAUCAAUGGGACGACGAAUUCGUUCGAAACUUCUCUCCAAUUUCCUCACCAGAACCACCAAAACUGUCACCACGUUCCCCAAUAGACUAUAAGUCACCGGAUAGCGUUCGAAGUAGUCCACCUGUAUUGCCCAAAGUUUCUUUAAAUAUUUCAUCGAACCUGGAUAUAUUGGAUGAGCAUGACGCAGAGACUGUACAAUUGACAAACGAAUCAACCUGGAUUACGUGUGAGAAUAAUACGGCAGAAAUUUCGUCAAUGGCAGAUACCUUUUGUGAAGAAACGACAAAUCAUGAAUGGGAGUCUAAUAAUAAUACCAACGCAGGUCAUCGAUUGACAACAUCUCCAAUUCUUUCGUCAACUUCUAUCGACCCGUGUUCUUCAGAAAAUGUUGAAAAUAUUAAAAAUGGGGAAGUAUUUUUCAAUAAUAUUGGAGAAAUUGUAGAAAAAGAUAAAAUUAAAAUAAUGCAUGGGAAAAAGGAGACCAUGAAAGAAUUUUCUAAGACAAUAGAAGUUGUAUCAUCGAAUCACUCGAUUAUUGAAGAAAUGAAAGAGAUAAGAAAACAUGACAUACACGAUGCCGAUAGAGCAAUUCAAAUUAAUAUCAAAAAUCCUAUAAUAAGUUCCAUCACUGGAGGCUCCGAGAUACCACACAAUGUGAGAUGUAAUCAAAUAGACACAACUUUGCCAACGCCAUCUAUAACGAAAACACAAAUGUCAUCUUCGAUCGAUAUGAUGAAUAUCUUGCAAUUAGGAUCGAAUUAUGACUCUACGUUUUUGAAGAAAAAUGCUUCAGAAACUAGUAAAAUGGAAGACUCGAAAAAAAUACAGAAGGUACCAUCGAGUACGACACAAUCAAGGAAGACCAAUUAUGACUCGAUAGCUUCGACUUUCAACCAAGUAGAAUAUCCUUUUACAGAUCAACAUUUUCCUGCUCAAAGUACUAAUGAUAAUCGUAUCAUAACCGAACAAUUUCCUACGCUUGGUAACUGGGUGGCCAAAAUGUCGAAGAAGCAAGUUUCUAAACAGAAAUCUAAAUUACAUACUGUGGAAAAUACUAUUAGUACCAUUUCAAUGGAAGAACCAACGCGUACUUCAAAGUUCGAUACGCACAAAGUAUCACUGAAUGAAACGAAUACUGCCAAUGGUAACAACGUGUUAAAUAUAACUUCACAAUGGAAUAAGGAGAGAUGGCAUCGUCAACAACAUCAGCAACAGCAAUUAUUUCAACACGUGUCUACUGACACAACUCCUCUGUCCCUUCCAUCUACUACGACUCUGAAUUCAGGAAUUUGCACGCCACUCUCAACAACUCAAUUUUAUCCAAGUAAUUAUAAUAUAAAUCCGUACAGUGGAGCAACGUUUGGUUAUCAUUCUGCACUAUAUCCUGUUUACAAUGGUUACCCAUAUCAUUCCCGUUUACAUCCAGGAACAUCUUUGACAAGUUAUCAUAUACCUAUGCAAGAUCCUCUUAAUUCACCUUUACGUCCAUUGUCACAUGUUGACAAGCACAUAUCCUCUUUGCAAAAUCCGAACAGAAAUUGUACUUCUGAUAUUUUAAAAUACUCCGGGUCACUUCCCGCUGCUAGAUUUCAGUCACCAAAUGAUUUUGGUUUCGAUCGACUCAGAACAUCUACGAACAAUCAUAAUAGCGAAGCAAACUGUCUCUCAUCGCUAUUGCUGGCAUCUUCAUCUCUGUCAUCAACUCUGACGCAACAAACUUUACCACGUACAUCUCUAAGUGGAUUUUCGGCUAGCAAUAAUCAAUAUGGACGCAGCAGAAUAAUACCGGAUGUUGUAGCUGCAGCUGCAGCUGCUGCAGUAGUUGCAGCAGCUUCUAUCGGAAGACAACGUGCCUCUUUACCUUCUUAUAACAAAUCUGCAAGCACAGGCAUUAAUGCCGUCAUGGAAGUGGAUCCUACUCGGCUAACUUCGAAUACUUCCAAUAAUCAUACUCGAGAACAUCUUUUGUCUAAUCAAGGACAAUCAAUUGAUGUUGGAAUGAAAGAGCCACAAUGGAACAGUGCUGGAUAUCACUCUAUACCGAAUUUACUUCUAGAAAAAUUACCUUUCGUUAGAACAGAACACAAUUUUCCUACAACUUCUACACUUUGUAAUAAUAUUCAAGAUUCACCAUCUAUAUCAACAGUUUCUUUUCCGCAAAUAUCAAAAAAGGUUUCUAGAAGCAUCGAAAGAGACUGUGAAACGCCACAUCUUGGUAAAGUAAAUAGGAGCCCCGAUACAUUAAGUAAUCUUAAAUGUUCUAAUUGUGGUGUAGGUGGAUCAAUGUUCAAAUGUCUUGGAUGUGAGGUAGCUUUUUACUGUAACGAAAGAUGCCAAACUCGACAUUGGAGUAUUCAUGUUGAAAGGUGUCCAAAAAAAAUGCCAAAACUGAAAAAAGUAGCAUAAAUUGUAUAUUAAAUAUAUUUUUCCGUAAAUCUCAUGUACUGUAAUUUUUAGUCAAUAUGUUUGCUAGUCUAUAAACGGCCAUGCAUAUCA